AUGCCUUCAUCCAGUUUGUGUCAAGAGGACACAUGUACUACAUAUGGCUUCAUCGACGAUUACAGUGAAGGAGCCCAUCCGCAAAUACUCGAGGCUCUCCUCCGUACAAACUCCACCCAACAAGUCGCCUAUGGAAAUGACAACUACUGCAACCAAGCCAGACAAUUGAUCCGAGGCAAGAUCGAUUGCACUGAGGACGAAGUGGACAUUCAUUUUGUGCCCAGCGGAACUUCAGCAAACCUCAUCUCGAUAGCCAGCUGUUUACGCCCUUACGAGGCUGUAAUUACCGUGGAUACCGGGCAUAUUGCAUGCAAGGAGGCCGGUGCGAUCGAAGCAACUGGACACAAAUUGAUCCUCGUUCCAGCGGUGGAUGGAAAGAUGACACCUCAAAAUCUCCUCAAAUCCUUUAAUCAGAAUCAAUUCUAUCCUCACAUGGCCAAGCCGCGUAUGCUGUACCUCACCAAUGCGUCGGAGAUUGGUACAAUUUACACCAAAGAGGAGCUUACCACCCUUUCGGCCCUGUGCAAGAAGCUGGGUCUGCUACUAUUCAUGGAUGGCGCACGACUUGGAACUGCUCUCUGCUCGAAGAGGAACAACUUGGCUCUGAGAGAUAUUCUUGACUUGACUGAUAUCUUUUGGAUUGGUGGUACCAAGGCCGGCGCUCUACUGGGAGAAGCGAUUGUCGUAAAAAAGAGCCUGGCUGAAGGCUUCGUUUUCCACUUGAAACAACACGGUGCUUUGCUGGCAAAGGGCCGAAUUCUGGGCAUCCAGUUUGUCGAGCUUUUCCGUUCGGAUCUUUUCUUUACUCUGGCAGGACAUGCGAACGAGAUGGCCCAGGAGCUCUCUACCAACUUUGAGGAAUUGGGGUACAGUUUGGAAGCAAAGACGGAGACAAACCAGGUGUUUGCCAUUCUACCUAAGGAACUGGUUCGACGGCUUCAAGACAGAUUCAGAUUUUAUAUCUGGGACGAGCGAGAGGAUGGCCACUCGGUGGUCCGGCUUGUGACGUCUUGGGCUACUGAUGCUCUGCAAGCCAAAGUCAAAUGCAUUCAUGAAGGGAAUCCACCAUGUCAACGCUGCCAAAGAAUAAAAAUUCAGGAAUGUCUCCUGACAGACCCUAGAGUCUCCAGACCAAAGAAGGACCCAAGUACUCCUUCAUUGAAGCCCUCAAGGAAGCGAAAAGCCACCUCCGAGCUAUCUCCGUCGACAAUCAUUAGUGCUUUUGAAACAUAUCGGAAGAAAUUCCCAGUCGCCAAUUUCCUUCACUAUCCUUCGCUGAUAUCUGAUAUAUCCACCAAUCCUGCAUCGGUGGACCCGGUUUUUAUCGCCUCACUUUUGUCCAUGUGUGUGCGGUUCAUGUCCAAUAGUGAGCUGGAUACUGAGGAUACCUAUGCGGAUUAUGCGCGGAAACACCUCGCGCACCGGGUGCUUGAGUCUCCGUCGCUAUAUCUUGCGCAGUCGUUGGUGAUGAUCUCGUUUUACGAAUGGGGGUCUGGUCGACCUUAUCAAGCCUGGAUGUACAGCGGUAUGGCCACAUAUAUGAUCCAAUCGCUGUUGAAAAUGUCAGACGACAGUAUGGAGCAUAACCCGCAGGAAUUUCACGCCUCGCAAACACAGUACGAGCAGCUUGUCCGCACAUACUGGUGCUGCUUCGCCCAAGACUGCGAGCUGAGUUCAGGAGCUCGACAGCAUUUUGCUCUUUCAUUUUCGCAGAUCUCCGUGCCGCUUCCCAUCAGUGAUCGGGAUUUUACCUUCAAUCAUCGGCCUCCGAACAGACUGAUGCCGGCGAAUAUGAACAAACAGUUCUCUCUCGCGAAUAAUCUAACUAUUGAUCACGGUCUUACAAUUGUCACUCGGGGAUUUGAUAUAUUCGUGCGAGUUUUGAGGUUUGCGAAUGAACAUCGUCGGGCUCGGGCGUCGUCGUCUUCUAAUGCCUCCACAUCACCGCUUUAUUCCACCUGGCAGAGACUGAAGGGGGAAUUGGAUGAGUGGAGAUCUCUUCAAGAUGUGACGGUGAGAUAUCCUGCUACUAGUGCCCAGGCACAUGUAGCGCUUGGAUAUGGUGAGCUGUUCGCGUAUAUCAAUCUGGUUUAUUACAUGAGCAUUUUAUUUCUCUAUCGGGAUCGCUUUCUAUCCAGCCUCAAACCGCAUUCCGACGUUUUUCAUGACAUGAGUGAUGCUACGUCCUGCGAACCAGAUACGAUGAAACAGCUGUUUGAAGCUGCGCAACAGAUCAGUGGAGUCCUAUCCGCACUUGAAACCUCCGAAACACCGGUGAUUACACCAUACUCAGGGUUCAGCGUUUUUGUGGUUGCCCACAUAAACAUGUACGGAACCAUCUGCCCGCAAAGAUAUCCCGGGGGACCUGAGAGGGCAGAGGAAGAAAAGACCAAGAACCUCUUAUACCUCGAACGAUUGAGUAAAUUCUGGCCUGUCGGUCGUAGUUGGUGGCGAACGGUCCAAGAAGCAAAUCGAUUCUACGAAAUGGUAAAAAGCAAUCAAACACAUACAGAUUCCGGGAUACACAGUCCAAGACGCCUAGCUCUCGCAGGUAGACUGGACGAGUAUGGUGAUAUCCGAUCAUCUCGACCAAGCCAGGACCUGCGAGAGCCAACUGUCGAGUCGAAUGAAACCAGUUCGCAUCAACCUAAUGGAAGUUCCUGCUCGCCUGGUCUUGAGGGCGACCAGUUUAUUCCGAGAGACCAUAAUAAUACGGGCGGCUAUCACGAUUUCGAAACCGACAUGUUUCAGUGGCCGUUUAUUGAUGGAUCGUGGUCUUCUGGGUUCGACAAUGGUCUUGAUGGGCUGUGGCCGAGUUCUGGUCUGUUUGAUCCAGGAUCAUCAUCCUCAAGAUAA
Aspergillus wentii DTO 134E9 is the source of this 2856-nucleotide messenger RNA. RefSeq lists its product as uncharacterized. Gene Ontology annotation, molecular function: zinc ion binding; DNA binding; lyase activity. Gene Ontology annotation, biological process: DNA-templated transcription; amino acid metabolic process. The coding region runs from base 1 to 2856 and encodes 951 amino acids. Gene Ontology annotation, cellular component: nucleus. The transcript has 6 exons. NCBI's taxonomy places the organism in Eukaryota, Fungi, Ascomycota, Eurotiomycetes, Eurotiales, Aspergillaceae. The record is from RefSeq and is a predicted model, not a curated record.